AUGACCAUCUAUCGGGACAACUGGAGCGACUUCGACAUCAGCAACUCCAGUGGGUACCCGGACUAUGAUCGUGACGAAUCCUUCAGCGUAUACUUCCUCGAAGAACUGGUGCCCGUUGCUGUAAUCUAUGGGAUCACACUGGUGGUGGGACUAAUCGGCAAUCUUCUCAUAAUUUACACGGUGAUGAGCUUCAAACGGAUGAGAACCAUCAGCAAUGUGUUCCUAGCUUCACUCGCGACUGCGGACUUACUUGUGGUGCUGAUUUGUGUUCCAGUUAAAUUUGGACAGCUUUUCUCUUAUUCUUGGACGUUGGGAGAAUUUUGUUGCAAGUUUGUUCACUACGUCCAAAACGUGUCAGCUAUAUGUUCCGUUCUAACCCUCACUUCUAUGAGUGUAGAAAGGUACUACGCCAUCAUGCAUCCGGUCAAGUCUCGUUACCAGUGCACAAUGAGUCAGGCCAGACGCGUCAUCAUCGUCAUCUGGAUCUUGUCCGUUCUGACGGCUAUUCCUAUCGUAUUUGCACAGAUUCAUCUCGAAGUCGGAGAAAGAUACCGAGCCUAUUGGUGCGUACGCAAUUGGCUACAACCCUGGUUAUGGCGUCUGUACGAAGUUUACAUGAUGCUGCUGAUCCUUAUCGCCCCAUCCGCAAUCAUGCUCUUCGCUUAUUGUAAUAUAUGCCAUCAGUUGUGGAUUGUGGUUAAAGACCGAGCUAGUAUGGCUUCUGGUGAAAUGCCCGUCACCGAAAUAGCUUUGAAGGAAAGUCAUCCGAGAAAUCAAUAUUCCACAGAAAGCAAGCAGCGUCUCAAGUCAAAACCGAUGAUGCAAAAGUUGGAGAGCGACAACACCACAGUGAAGCAGGUCAUUAAAAUGCUCGUUGCUGUAGUGGUGCUAUUUAUUCUUUGCUGGGCACCCAUUCUGAUAACGAAUCUUCUUACGGCUUUUGAUGUGCUGGAUCGCCUCAAUUACGGUUACCUGAAACCCAUGCGUACAGCAUUCCAUCUGAUGUCCUACUUCAACAGUUGCAUCAACCCUUGCGUCUACGGGUUUCUGAGCGUCAACUUCCGCAACAGCUUUAAAGCCGCUCUCCUUACUUGCAUCUGUGGUAAGCGGCAGAAAAUACGCGAAGAAAGUAGAUUCAGUCGUACCGGUACUACAUCGGUCAGUUUUGCAAGGUCUACUUUCAUCACAUGA
Messenger RNA from Uloborus diversus, 1191 nucleotides. Its product is annotated as QRFP-like peptide receptor. The transcript has 6 exons. Gene Ontology annotation, biological process: G protein-coupled receptor signaling pathway. The coding region runs from base 1 to 1191 and encodes 396 amino acids. NCBI's taxonomy places the organism in Eukaryota, Metazoa, Arthropoda, Arachnida, Araneae, Uloboridae. The record is from RefSeq and is a predicted model, not a curated record. Gene Ontology annotation, cellular component: membrane. Gene Ontology annotation, molecular function: neuropeptide Y receptor activity.